Vitrella brassicaformis is the source of this 1453-nucleotide messenger RNA. The record is from the annotation of a GenBank genome assembly. Lineage: Eukaryota; Vitrellaceae.
GUCGGUAUUGCGUGGCGCGGCUGUCUCUGUCCGUCCUGCCUGUGUAUGUGUUAGGUGAUGUUGGUCUUGAUGGCCUGCUUGAACUUCUGGAAAUCCCGCCCUGUCGGUGUGGGGUAUAGCGACGCACAUCAACGAUAAUGCCAUCCACCUUUUCUUUCUCAUCCAUGUCUGCUCACCGAGUACGUCGAGAAACUGGUUCAAGAUGUCGUCCACCAACUUAGCAUCGUCACGCGCCUCUCGCAACACCUACACACAGGGGUAAAGAAAUGCACACAGGCUCCCUGCCCCCACCCCUCCCGCAAUUGCACCAUGGAACUCACCGGCAGGCAGAAGCCCCUGUCGAUGAGCGUUUGUGCCGAGUACGCGCCCAGCCCGUUGGCCGUGAGGAUGUGCUGCAGCUCACCCACAGGGCCCCCGCGGCCGCCUUGCGAUGCACUCGAGGUGGCCCCGGACACACCCACACCGCCCCCACGGCCACCAGCCCCACCACCACCAGGGGCAGGUGCGGCGGGCUUGUCCUGGUAGUAGUUGAGACGCUUCUCACGAGCCUGCAGACGGAGAGACGGACUGACAGAUGAUGUCGAUUGGACAAGGGUGUAUGUGUUCAGGUAUUUUCCCACGUCCUGGUGGUCCUGCUUUGCCUUUGCCAGCCGUUUCUUCUUCAACUCAUCCCUGCCGUGUACACAGACACACACACAGACACACACACACACAUCCAUCCAUCCAGAGAGAAAGAUGACCACGGAAUGGCUGCGCGUGCUACUGCUGACCACUUCCUGUUGUCCUCAGCCCGUUUCUUCUUGAGUUCCGCCUUCUCCCUCUCGCGCUCGGCCUCCUCACGCUGGAGCCUCUCACGACAAGCGUCCUGCAUCGCUGCACCCAACAAGGCACACACGAGAGAAUGAAUCGUGUGUACGCCGGCAUCGCGUGUCACAGUGGCUGUCGUCUAACUGUAUUCGCGGCCCUUGGCCACCGAUGCCAGCAACGCUGCACAGAUCCAAACAGCCGUGGAUGAAUAAACAGAUGGGAGAGGCGGAGGGUGCGUGUGGGUGCACUACGUUGGUCCUGCUGCUUUGCCACAGCCGCAGCAGCGGCAGUGCCCGUCGCCUUUCCGCCACCCAACCUGACAACAAAACAAAAGGAGAAACGUCGGCCGCUCUCCAGGGGCUUCUUAUCCUCUGGUCUUUCCCUCCCCUUUGCCUACACCGGCCGUUUUGAGCUGUGGUAUUGGUUCUUGUUGGCCCGCUUCAAGCCAGCAUGCCUAUCCACAUCGGGUGCCUGCACACAGACGGAGAUCUCCCAUGGCUGCCGUCCUCUUCAGGCCCUUCAUGCCCACCUUCAUGUAGAAUCCUCCCUGGUUGACCAUCGGCCCGUUCGGCUCGGCCUCCAGGGGCGGCUCGUCAGGAAACUCCUCCCUGUCGUAAUCGUCACCCAUCGCUACCCACAAAAUGCC